AUGGGCCGUCGUCCUCGUCCCUGGCGCUGGAAAUUUCGCGACGCGUCGGGGAAAAGCCGCGUUUUGUCCACUUUGAACCGCUUUUGGUUUAUCAUCUUUGACCCUUCUGCAGCUAUCAUGGAUCACGAAACUACAGGGGCUCAAGAAUGGCUGCUGCCGGGAUACGGAAGAGCACCGCCUAAGAGGAUGGUAGCUCCGCAAACCACGCAGCAACCAAUUCGAGCACCUCAAAAUGUUGUAAAGCCCCAUCUGCAAAAGCAGCCAGUUCGUGGGCAUUUUCGAGCUAGAGGUCGAGGGGGUUUUAAAGUUACUGCCAAUCCCAGAGGAAACGAGCAGCCAUCAGCAAACAAUUUAUUCCGGGACUCCCCAUCAAAGUCACAAUGGAGAAAUGGUCAAGAGAAUACCGGUGCCGUGAAAUUACCUGCAGCUUUCGGUACAUUUAAGCACGAAUUCUUUGGUGCAGCAAGGUCUGCAUUCCCUGGGAAAUCGUACACGAGACCUCAAGAUCGCAAUGAAGUCUUUGAUGAGAUCAGCCAAAGGACUGGUGCUUAUGUUAAGCCUCCAUUAUAUUACGAUCAAGUCGUCCGCAUAUGGGGCGAACCACCUCAAGUGGCUGCGGCUGCGGAGAUUGUUGGAGGGCUGGUUGUUAAGUGCAAUAUGUCCAAGCCGAAGAAAAGAGACGACUGGACGAAAAUCAAGAGCUACUCAGUCAAUAAAGAGGCCAGCGCUGAGCUGAAGGAGAAGCGUGAGAUUAUGCUGCAGCAACUUCGAAAGCAGCCAGACCCCAGUACGACUUUUCCUGAACAGCUUCUCUUCCUUUGGCCAAACGAUGGGCCCUCAAUGAUCGAGUGUUUUGGUCCGCAACUUGAAGACCUCGAUAUUAUUCGGGCUAAAUUUGGGUGUCAUAUUUUUGUCCCCAAAGAUUUGCCCCGUUACAUUUGUGCAUUGGGGUAUACUCAUGAUUUAAUGGGACAGAUUGCGCAGUUAAUCAGGACACGGUGGGGAGAGAUUGUCGCUAAAAGUAACGUCAAACGCAAGGUUUAUAUAGUUGAGCCCCCCACACCCACUACUAUGAAAGGGAAGAUUGCUGUGGAAAAGCACGUGCAGCUACAUAGACCUGCUCUUCGUGGAAGUGAACUUAAGGGCUCUGAACUGGAAAAUUGGAAGACUCGGGCUACCUUGAUACGGUCCAAGAACAAUUCUCGGCUUCUAAGUGCUGUUGAAGGGUCUCUAAAAGGUGUUGCUUUUGUGAGGGGACACCUACGAAUGAGGAUUAACCUUGGUUUGUUUGUCCUUGAGAACUAUCAGAAACCGGGCGGCGAUAAGGACUGGUAUGAAUUCGAGGAGUUUAGAGAAAUACUCCUACAUGAGCAGACCAAGGGUCGGCUGAUUCCUGGGUUGAAAAUUGGACAGUCAGAGCUUCUCGAAAGAUGUUUCAAAGCAACCAACCUCCUCGAGCCAUAUGAUAGCACAUCGGAUUCUCUGAAAAGUGCUGAGCUCGCAUACUCCGUGAACUUCGAGUUCCUGGGUACCGACAAGUCCAUGCUUCGUCUUGAGGCAGAAUUUGCUAAAAGCCCUGGCGCUCAAGACUACGAAAUAACUCAACGACGCUGGCUUAGGCCUCACCCAAGUGGUCAAUUCAGAGACAACCAUUCCCCGUUACAUAUUGGCGUCAUCGAUUUUGGGAGGUCUGAUUGGCAGCUCGAAAUAAAAUCGCUGGAAUUUCAUGAAACGUCUUCAAUUGAUGCGGCUUUGAAAGUCUUUUCGCAUUCCAUCGGCUUUCGGCGUACGGCCGGGGUGGGAGAUAUCUCUGCGAAACCUGAAAGAAAAGUCACUUUCCCUGCCUCUGCACCAGUUUCCAGAUUUGUUGAGAAAUCGGCCCUUCGAUAUCAGCUGAAGGGCACAAAGUACAUCUUUGAAGUUGCGCGUUACGACGAGUAUAGCCGUUCGGUUGUUCCAGCUUUUCCAGGUCAAAGUCCGGCGACGGUACCUAGGGAAAUAUCAGAUGUCCCUUUUACAUGCUGGAGCGCAUCUGUUUUCCAUCCAAAUUGGGAUAAUUUGCUUGGAGGGCACGCAAAUCUGUCAGUUGGGCAUUCGGCAAAAUACAAACCAAACCUCGAUACUUUCUUCCCCCCAACAGAAGUUGGAUUGAACGAUGACGAUAGAACAAAAGGGUUUUGGAAAUUUAUCGAUUUGGUAAACCAAGUCGCUGAACUUCUCGGCCCAGCAAAGACCAUACCCCCUGAAAACACCCAUCAACCCCGUGGAAAUGUCCCAGCCCACGAGAAUUCGUCUCCAAUGGGACCCGAUUCGGCGAAAAAAGGUUAUCAUUCGACUGGCAUUCCCUCAACUCCUAGUUUUGCGGACCCCUCUGGGCUACUGAAUGCAGAUCUGGGGACGUUGUUUUAA
Molecule: messenger RNA, 2409 nt
Organism: Aspergillus ochraceoroseus IBT 24754
Lineage: Eukaryota; Fungi; Ascomycota; Eurotiomycetes; Eurotiales; Aspergillaceae
Exons: 10
Coding region: 1-2409 (802 amino acids)
Source: RefSeq, a predicted model, not a curated record